Messenger RNA from Talaromyces rugulosus, 1569 nucleotides. RefSeq lists its product as uncharacterized. The record is from RefSeq and is a predicted model, not a curated record. Gene Ontology annotation, molecular function: transmembrane transporter activity. The transcript has a single exon. Gene Ontology annotation, biological process: transmembrane transport. Bases 1 to 1569 code for a protein of 522 amino acids. NCBI's taxonomy places the organism in Eukaryota, Fungi, Ascomycota, Eurotiomycetes, Eurotiales, Trichocomaceae. Gene Ontology annotation, cellular component: fungal-type vacuole membrane; plasma membrane.
AUGGCCGCCAUCGAUCCAGAGAAGGGCCAGGGCGUGGCUACGACGACGAUCGACCCACGGAUCGCCGUCGACAAUAGUUCCAACGACGAACCAAAUCAUGCUACCUACUCCUAUGCGCCCAAGUCCGGCAUCCUGGCCAGUCUCCGGGCCUUUGAGUCGCGAAUGGACGAGAAAUUCCAUAUAGAGUCGGAAGCCAUCGAUCGCAAGCGCCCCGAGAACAAGAAGCAUGUGCCCUGGACGGAACAGCUGUCGAUGGCCCUGCUGUGGGCAAGCGGGACAAUGAACACAUCCUGCUUCGCUACUGGCUUCCUGGGGGCGGAGUUUGGCCUCAGCUUGAAGCAGUCGGUUGUGGUCACCAUCUUUGCAUCACUUCUUGGAGGUUCCCUCACUGGCUUUUGCGCGACAUUCGGCGCCGCGACAGGGUUGCGCCAGAUCAGUGUUAGUCGCUACAGCUUUGGAUGGUGGCCAAAUAAACUUGUUGCGCUGCUCAACAGUAUUCAGCAGAUGGGCUGGGCGGCUGUAUCAUGCAUCACUGGUGGCUUGGCCCUGACAGCGGUGUCCGAUGGUCGUGUCUCCUUAGUCUUGGGUAUUAUUAUCUUGGCCGUCGUUGCUUUGGCGAUUUCGUUCAUCGGACUCAAGGCUAUUCUUGUCUACGAGCGAUAUGCUUGGGUGAUUUUCUUCGUCAUCUUCAUGAUUUUCUUCGGCGAGACUGGAAAGUAUGCGGACAAUACUACACCGGCCACGGUUUCCGGCCCUAAUCUCUCUGCAUCGGUUUUGAGUCUGUUGGCGAUUGUGUACGGCUCGAGUGCAUCGUGGUGUACAAUGGCCAGCGACUACUACGUGCAUUACCCCGUAGACGUCAGUCGUGUCAAGGUUUUCUUCAUGACUGCCUUUGGCAUUGGAAUCCCUACCUCCAUCGGCAUGGUCGCAGGCUGCGUUGUGUCAUCCGGCUUCAACAACCGGCCGGAAUGGGGAGAUAUCUAUGAAAACCAGGGCGUUGGCUACCUCAUCCAGGACAUACUGUAUCCGCAUGGUUUUGCCAAGUUCCUCCUCACUCUGCUUGUCUUGUCUGGAAUCAAUGUGAACGUGAUCAGCAUUUACAGUGCCGCUAUCUCGUUUCAACAACUGUCCCGUCCUUUUGCUGCCAUUCCUCGUUUCAUCUGGACAUUCUUCUGCUUCGCUUGCAUUUUAGCGCUGGCAUUGGGUGGCCGAGAGGAGCUCAACACAUACCUGCAGGAUUUCCUAUCCUUGCUGGGCUACUGGUGCACCAGCUACGCCGUCAUCCUGUUCGAGGAACAUUACAUCUUCCGGAAAGGCCGCUUCGACAGUUAUGAUCUCGAGGGAUGGAAUGACCCGGCCCGGCUGCCAAUUGGUCUGGCUGCAGCCACCGCUUUCCUCCUCGGAGUCGUGGCUUGGUGCAUGGGCAUGGAGGAGACCUGGUUCAUUGGGCCCCUUGCAAAGACCAUUGGAAAGUCUGGUGGAGACGUCGCGAACGAAUUCACAUUCGUCGUGACUGCUCUGACGUAUCUCCCUGCAAGGUAUCUGGAGCUCAAAUAUUUUAGACGGUAG